AUGGACUGCUGCCAACGACCUGCCAACGAUUUUUCCGUUACAGUUCAAAAAUAAACACAAUCCGAAAGUCUGAAAAAUGUCGCCAAAGAAGGCAAAGAAGGGGGCGGCGGACAAGAAGGAGGAGGACCCUGGCAUCCACCCACAGCCGCCGAAUGUUUUCCUAUACGUCCAGCUGACCAACAUAGCCAACCUGCCCCAAACAGAGCAUCAGCUGGAGAUUCACAUUAGCCAGGGUGGCAGUUUGAUCGUCAAAUGCGAUGAGCACUACAACACGGAUGGGAUCAUAGUGCAGAGGGAGUUCAACGAGAGGCCCACGUUCACGCUGAUCUUCCAGCAGGACAACGUGGACAGGAUCAAUCAUGCGGCCGAUAAUCCCCUACUGAUUCAACUCUACAUGCGUGUCUUUCCGCCGAAAAGAAAGUUUGAACCGGAGUACGAAAUGUUUGAGGAGCAGGAGCAGGAGGUUGAUGACUUGGAGGCGGAUUCCGAUUCCGAUUUGGCCAUAUCCACGGGGAAGAACACAACAAACGAUGACGACGAGUUCGAGGCCAGGGAGACGGAGAGACUGGAACUACUAUGUGUGGGCUAUCUGGAUGUGAUCAAGUUGUUUGGCCACCGACGCAGCAUGAUCAGUGAGCAAUUGUACCUCUAUCCCAUGCCGGAUGUUCCCAACGAUCUGCGCACCACUGUCCACACGGAAUGGGAUCUCUACACCCUGUUGCCCAUCGCCAAAAAGCUGACCUUCACCAACAUGGCCUUCGUGACAUUCGAGAGCAUCUACAACCUGAAGGAGGAGUAUGUCCUGGACCUGGAGACCCUUUGGGUGCGGGUGAGUUUCCGCUCCCGGCUGCCCAGUGAUCGAAAUGAGUACACGUUUGUACCGCUCUGUGAAUUUGGGAACCUGGAGCGGAAGAUCAUCAGCACGCAGAACAAUCAUCAUGUCUUCGAGUCCUUCCGCCGCAUCGUGUAUCCUUGGAAUGUGACCGGAUUGAAGUCCGCCAUGGAGGUGGAAAUGCAUCGACUCUUCGCGGAACUCUUCUGCAGCGAGGGCAUGACGGUGGACUUUGAGGAAAUCGAUCAGGUAGCAGAUGAGGCUCUCGUCUGCAACUCCUUCCACCGCUAUAUCCUGACUCAAAAGAUGGCAGAUAUCCUUUCGUUUGUAAUCACCUGUCAGCAGUAUGUUAUAGCCAUAGAGGCGUUUCAAAGUUCUGGCACCGCCAAGCCGCAGAAAAUUUUCCAGGGUGUUUUGGAUCCGUCUAUAAUGGCCUUUCCGGGGGUCCAAAACAUGAGAUUUGCAGUCCAGCUGGAUUAUACGGGAAAAAUUAAGGCCAAGAAGCAGGUUAGCAGCAGCAUAAUCAGUGGAAAGGGUUUAGAUCGGCAACGUCUUACGCCCACAUUUGCCAUUAUAAAGUUGUGUCUUCUGGCGCCGAUUGGUGAGAUCUACAAGGAGCUGAAGGUGUUUCGCGAUAGCUUUGUUCGCCAGAAUCGACUGCUCUUCUGCGAUCGUCCUUAUAGUGCACAUAAAGUGUUGACACUUGGCGAGAUCCAAAUGGAAGCCUAUGCCCGAUUCGACAAGUUCAUCAGGGAUUGCAUAGCCUUUAUUAUCGACAAGAAGGUGAUGAAGAUCGAGGAUAAGAAGCAGCACUUUUGCUGUGCCGUUCAAAACCUGACAAAUAUCCUGAUGAAAUUGGUGGGCAGUGUUUAUAAUACGAGGACUCCCACAUCUUCAAGCGUGGAGUUUGCGAAUCUCUGCGCUUUUGCCUACAAUGAGUUAGAGCCCCGCAUUCAUAAUAUGGUGGAGCAGAUCGAGAACGAGGGCUUUGAGAACUACACGGUCCAUAAGCAGAUUCAUAUUGGGCGGCAAAUAGACUACUUGAACACCAUCAAACUGCUCCAUUUAGUGAAAGAUGAUAGCCUUGCUAAUCUUUUGCUUAAGAAGGCCACCACCGAGUAUCCCAGUGAUGAACGCUUUUGGUUCUACAUGCUUAUCGCGUACAUGGAACGUGGCGAUCUUGAAAAGGCUAAAUUGUACUUCAAAAAGAAUCACCUGGCGGACACCCACGACUAUUUUGCUGGCUGGAUUAAAUUGUACAUCAACUACGUGGACACAAGAAACAAUCCAGAAACCUCGGCCGACUGUACGGAGUGUCUUCUGAAGAGCAUUACGAACUAUGCCGAGCGGAAUCCUCAUCAACAGGAUGGAUGGAUCCUUCUCUACUGCUACUACAAGAGAUUCAAGUACGAACCAGGCUGUGCCUUUGCCCUCUGGCGAUUUGCGGAUCAGAAUGGACACAAUCGGGUCAACUCCUCCUCCCAUGCUCCGCACAGCCUUUGGGGUCUUUUCCUAACCCUCACCACGACCUUACCCACGGUUCGUGGAACCCUGUUCUUCGAAGUUUUCAGGACCUUUGCGCGACUGGGCCUCUACGAGUUCGCCCAGGUUGUCUUUGCCGCUGUGGAGCAUAUGUUCAAUGAUGCGGAUCGGUAUAUGAUCAAUACACAGCUGUCCCUUAUGCUAAAUCAACUGGAUGAGGACUUUGAAUUGCAGAGUUACGAGUUUGGAGAGGGCGAGGAGGCUGAUCAAGCGGCCGCCAUGAAUGCCCAGGUCAAUGGUAAUGUGGAGUUCCAUCGAGGCAACCUGGAAGAGGCGGCACUAUACUAUGAAUGCUGUCUGACCUUGCCGGUUACCGAGGAAACCGAACGCGAUGCCUUCGAGGUCAGCAGACUGCGACUGGGUUAUAUAUCAUAUGAGUUGGGGAACUAUGAAAAGUGCAUCGAAGCCCUAUAUCAACCAUUCGCUGGCCAGCUUCUUGCUCUCAUAGCCGGCUACUUGAUAGGCAAAUCCUACUAUAAAUUUAACGAAUUGGAGAUGGCUCUUCAACACUUUGCCAAAUCCACCCAUCUGGAUACCCAUGUGCCCAACGUAUGGGGAUUUCUGGCGCUAAUCAAUCUAAGACUGGGUGAGAACUACAAGGCUGUGGAGUGCUGGAAGUACGCUAAAAUAGAGCCCAACUUUGAAAUUGAUGACAUGAUGAUCUACGAGGAAUUGGAUGCCAUUGACUAUGAUUCCAUUGACUUGUAUAUCGAUUCUCCGAAUCAAUUAGUCGAGGACAUCUUUGGGGAGUCCCAAUCAAGCUUAUAAUUUGUAUAUUUUGUGUGUGUUUAGAUCUGUGUAUUCGAACCCAUUAAAUCCCACAUUCUUACUGCUCUGCUCUA
Messenger RNA from Drosophila subpulchrella, 3216 nucleotides. RefSeq lists its product as uncharacterized. The transcript has 7 exons. Gene Ontology annotation, biological process: cilium movement; cilium assembly. The record is from RefSeq and is a predicted model, not a curated record. NCBI's taxonomy places the organism in Eukaryota, Metazoa, Arthropoda, Insecta, Diptera, Drosophilidae. The coding region runs from base 77 to 3142 and encodes 1021 amino acids. Gene Ontology annotation, molecular function: protein binding. Gene Ontology annotation, cellular component: extracellular exosome; motile cilium.